Fonsecaea pedrosoi CBS 271.37 is the source of this 1221-nucleotide messenger RNA. RefSeq lists its product as uncharacterized. The record is from RefSeq and is a predicted model, not a curated record. Lineage: Eukaryota; Fungi; Ascomycota; Eurotiomycetes; Chaetothyriales; Herpotrichiellaceae. Gene Ontology annotation, biological process: biosynthetic process. Gene Ontology annotation, molecular function: pyridoxal phosphate binding. The coding region runs from base 1 to 1221 and encodes 406 amino acids. The transcript has 2 exons.
AUGGCGCAACUCGCGCCCUUUCACCUCGCAAACUGGAUCGAAGGCAACAAAGACAAAGCAAAGUAUGUGCUGGGCGGGAGUGCCGCGCCGAGCAUCUCGCCCGACGACCUGCUCUCCCUGUCGACCGACCCCGCCGCGACGGAGCGGGCGCUGCAUUUCCGCUCCAUCAAGAUGAACAACGGGUCACGGCAGGGGGCGAAGGAGCUCCGCACGCAGAUUGCGAGCAUGUACAACGAGGACAUCUCGGCCGCGAACGUCGUCACCGCCACGGGCACCACGGGGGCCAAUUUAACCGUGUUCCAAAGCCUGCUGCGCGCGGGUGACCAUGUCGUCUGCCAGUAUCCGACGUAUCCGCAACUGUUGGGGUUGCCGGAGAGCUUUGGGUGUGAUAUCUCGUACUGGAAGCUCGACCCUGCCCGGGGAUGGCAGCCGAGUAUCGACGAGCUGCGCGGGCUGAUCAGGCCGGCCACGAAGAUGAUCAUCCUGAACAACCCCAGCAACCCGACGGGAGUGCACCUCGACGGGACACUUCAACGGCAGAUCCUGGAUGUCGCGCGCGACCACAAUCUCGUCGUUUUUGCAGACGAGAUCUUCCGGCCCUUGUUCCAUGGUCCACCGGGCGGCGCGUCUGCGUCUGUCCCGUCGCUAGUCGAGCACAACGGAUACAGCCGAGUUGUGGUGACCAGCUCCAUGAGUAAAGUAUGGGGCAUGUCCGGCGUGCGGAUCGGCUGGAUCGUGUCUCGCGACCGCGACAUUCUCGAUCUCGUCCUCAACACGCGCCAGUACACCGUCAUGUCGACGGGCGUGAUCGACGAAGUCGUCGCCACCGAGGUGCUGAGUCCCCGGUGCCGACCCCAGAUUUUACAGCGCCACCUCGACUACGCGCGGAAGAACCUGGCCUUGUUGGAGGCAUUCGUCAAGAAAAACAGCGACAUGUGUUCCUGGACACGGCCCACGGCCGGGGCGAUUGCUUUUGUCAAGUUCUCCCAUCCGCCGGCGGCGGAUGACGAUGUCGAGUUCUGCAGCCAGCUCCUCGCGGAGGACGGCGUGCUCGUCAGUCCCGGCAGUCUCUGCUUUAGCACGGACGGGCAACGCGAUUUCCCCGGCUACGUGCGCGUGCAUUUUACUGUCGCUCCGGAGUAUAUGGAAGAGGCUCUCGGGGUAGUCGAUGGGUUUCUGGCCAAGAGGCGGAAAGGAGGCACAGUGACAUCGCGGUUGUAG